This is a messenger RNA of Cavenderia fasciculata, 3714 nucleotides long. RefSeq lists its product as uncharacterized. Gene Ontology annotation, cellular component: guanyl-nucleotide exchange factor complex. The record is from RefSeq and is a predicted model, not a curated record. The transcript has 5 exons. NCBI's taxonomy places the organism in Eukaryota, Evosea, Eumycetozoa, Acytosteliales, Cavenderiaceae. Bases 1 to 3714 code for a protein of 1237 amino acids.
AUGACCGAUAUUAAAACCUAUUAUAUAGCUCCUCAAGAUAAUAAUGAUAUAUAUUCCCAUAGUAGUAGAUCACCAUUUUUAAAUCAACAACAACAACAACAACAACAAAAUAAUGGUGGAAAUCAAAAUAAUAACAAUAAUAAUUCCAACAACAACAACAAUAAUAAUAAUAAUGGAAGUUUAAUGAAUCUAGUUCAAUCAAAUUAUAAUAAUAAUAAUAAUAAUAAUAAUAAUAAUAAUAAUAAUAAUAAUAAUAAUAAUAAUAAUAGUGAUCACCACCACAAUAAUAAUGGCCAUGGACCAAUGAAUAUUAAUAAUCAUGGUCAUGGUCAUGGUGGUAGUUCUCUUACAUCACUUUCUUCCAUCUCGUCUGAUGCAUUGUUGAAAAGAGAUUCACCAACACCACCCAACAUUUAUCAACAUACAACAAAUACCAAAAAGGAUCUACAUUUCGAAUAUCCUCCCAUAGUCGACUAUGUUUUACCUCAACUCAAUAGUAGUAAUACUUCUAUUGUUGCAGCUCCAACCUCUUCCCAAUCUUCAUCCUCGUCGUCAUCGUCCAUCAAUUAUUCACCACCAUAUUCGUUUCGAAAUGACCAAAUAUUAUUCGCUCCAUCAGCCAAUCAUAUGAACCAAAAUAAUAAUAAUAAUAAUAAUAAUAAUAAUAAUAAUAAUAAUAAUAAUAAUAAUAAUAAUAAUAAUAAUAAUAAUAAUAAUAAUAACGGUAAUAUUAAUAAUUUCUAUAAACCACCACCAAUGAUGUUCCAAAAUCAACAUUAUAAUGAUUUUCCAACCAACAUUACUACUACUACCACCUCAUCGAACCCUUUGACAACAUCAUCAUCAACUUCUACGACUACUACUACUUCUUCCACCUCUUCAUCUUCUUCUAAUCAUCAUCAUCAACAUCAUCAUCAUCAACCACAAAGCCAAACCCAACAAGCAUACAACUAUGAAGAAUAUCUUAAAGUACUAGUACUUAAUUGUAGCAAGUGUAAUCAUUUUAUUCAAAUUAGUUCCGAAAAAAUGUUGGAAAAUCAUAUAGAUGUACUACCAGGACCAGAAGAUAAAAGUUAUGAAUUUAGAUGCCCACCAUGUAUUAAAUCUACCAAUGGGAGCUUCUUUUUCAAACACAUAUCAAAGACAUGGAAAGAAAUGAUUCAUACUUCUUUAUUUAAUCUAGAAAGAGAAAAGAAUUAUAGAUUCUCUCACUAUAGAGAAGUAAUUACCUAUGUUCAUAGAAAUCCACAAUUUUUAUUAUCUGAUAAAGAAAAAGCUGAAAUUGGAAAGAUGAAAAAUGUAAUUACAGCAACACUAUCAUAUAAUCGAAAGAUAUUUGUAUCAUUUGCAAGAGAUUCUGGUAUGUGGUCCAAUUUUAGAGAAGGUGAUGAAGUUUUGGAAGAUGAUAAAGGUUUAUUGGUUUGGAACGAAAAAGCCCUUUUGAAAAGAAAAUCAUCUGAUUCUUUACUUGAUGAUGUUAGCUUUACUUUGGAAUGUAGACUUUGUACUACUAAAGUCACUUUUGAUGUUAAAAAUUUGGAUGGUUCAAAAGUAUUACCUGGACCAAAUGAUCCAAGAUUUGAAUUUUUUUGUGCAUCUUGUAAUGGAGGAAAACCUAGAAUCAAUCAUCAACCCAAAUCGUGGAAGGAAGUGGCUCAUACUGCUCUUUUUAAUUUGGAAAAGGAAAAAAAGUAUCGAUUCUCUCAUCAAAUCGAGAUUGCAUCCUAUGUCAAGGAUAAUCCUGAAGCUUUUUGUUUUAAUAGAGAAAUUGAUAAUAUUAAAAAUAGAUUGAGUACAGUUUUAUCGAGAUAUAAAAAAUCUUUUACAUCAAUUGGUAGAUAUACAGGAAUGUGGUCAAAUUAUAGAGAGGGAGAUGAUGGACUUUCUGAGUUGGACUUUGAUCAAGGCGAGGAGGAGGAAGAUGAUCCUACUACUACAGCAGCUGGCGGUGGUAAAAAGAAAAGAAAAAAAGCUAAAAAGGCAACCCCCGUUUCCUCUGGCAAUACCUCUACCUCUUCCACAUCGACCAACUCAUCAUCUUGUACAUCUCCAUCGAUUUGUUCAACCCCAUCUUCAUCCUCCCCAACGUCGACCUUUACUCCUUCGACAUCCUUGAUCAAAAGUCCAUUACAAGCAAUGCAAAUCCAACCAUUAAAUGGAUCCUCCUCCUCCUCUAUGCAACAAAGUGGACAACAGAUUUACUUGACUCCUAAAAACAGAACUACUCUACCAUCUACUUUAUCACCAUCUAUGUAUUUACAUCAAUCUAAUACCGGUAACGAUAAUAAUCAACAAAUGAAUUCAUCUUCAUCUUCUUCCUCGUCCUCGUCUAAUAAUAAUCCACAUUCAUUGAUUCUUAGUUCUCCCAAACUUUCACCAGAUUCAUCCUCCACUACACCGCUACUAAAUAAUUCACCAAAUAUUAAUUAUUUUUCACCACCUCUGUUUUACUCGAUUCCAACAACCGCCACCACGACAACGACUACAUCUGCCCAGCAGGUUGUUGGACCAUCUGGAUACCCAAACAAUUUUGGAAACCAAUCCUUUAACAAUAAUAAUAAUAAUGGUAAUAAUGGAAACAAUGCUGGAAAUAAGUACAAGUACGAUGGCUACAAUAACACUAGUGGUGGACCAAACACCUCGAUGACAGAAUGUAGCCUUUGUCACUGCAAGAAAAUGUCUUACAAGUGCAAGAUGACCUACUGCUCAAAGUAUCUUUGUCAUGACUGCCUUCUAGACACUUUCCCAAAUUGUCUACCAAAGUUACCAUCAAAUGAAAGCGAAUGGAGUUGUCCAUCUUGCUCUCAACUUCAACAACACCAUCAACAUCAACAUCACCAACAACAACAUCAACUUCAACUUCAACAACAACAACAUCAACAUCAACAACAUCAACAACAACAACACCAUCAACAACAACAACAACAACAAAAUGGAUAUUUAAACAUGUUUAAUAACACCAACUAUGGAGUUUAUUCAAAUUGUACAUCCCCUUUAAAUCAAUUUCCACCUCCACCACUUGUUCAACCACAACAACCACCUCAACAGCCACAACCAGUUAAAUAUGGUAAGAAACUUACAACUUUUGAUGAAACCAAUAAUAAUAAUAAUAAUAAUAGUCAUAAAUCAAAUAAUACUACUCCAAAACGUAAUAACGAUUCAAGAGACAAUUUUUUUAAUAACACUGAUUUCAAUAAUAAUAAUAAUUCGAAUUUUGAUCAAUCAAUUCAACAACAACAACAAUUAAAUUCAAAAGAUUUGAAAAGAUUUAAAUCAUCAUCAUCACAAUCUCCAGGAGGGGAUCAGUUUAAUCACUUUUCCCCAAUCGCAACAUCCUCGUCAUCGUCCUUUUCAUUUGGCAAUGAAGGGAAUACCAAUCUUUUUCCAAACCCACAAUUCGUACCUCCCCAAAGACUUCCAUUAAAUGGAUGGAAUGUCAAUCAACAACAACAACAACAACAUCAACAACACCAACAACAUCAACAACAACACCAACAACAACAACACCAUCAACAACAAAAUCAACAACAACAUCCACAACAACAACAACAACAUCAACAACAAAACUAUAUUCUACCAAACUUUCAGGUACAAUUCCAAUCACUAUCCAUGACAGGUCAACAACCCAACCAACAACAUAAUAACAUCCCCAACAACUCUUUAUUACUAUCGCCAGUAUCAAACAAAUCGCCCGAAACUACCAAAACCUAUUAA